CGGAGACGGCCGGAUUAUGGACGCUGCGCUCGCCGCGAUGAGCUCGGUGCCCGGGUCCGGAGAGGCUGGCCCUGCAGGUGAGGAACAAAACAUGACAGAAACAGAUGCCUUCUACAGGAGUGAAAUGUUUGAUCCAGCAGAAAAGUACAAAAUGGACCACAAGAGGAGAGGACUUGCUUUAAUCUUCAACCAUGAGAGGUUCUUCUGGCACCUAACGCUGCCAGAAAGGCGAGGCACCAACGCAGACAGAGACAAUCUUAUGCGCAGGUUUUCAGAUCUAGGAUUUGAAGUGAAAUGCUUUAACGAUCUUAAAGCAGAAGAACUACUGCUCAAAAUUCAUGAGGCAUCAACCUCUAGCCAUGUAGAUGCCGAUUGCUUUUUAUGCGUUUUCCUGAGUCAUGGCGAAGGCAAUCACAUUUACGCAUAUGAUGCCAAAAUUGAAAUUCAAACACUCACUGGCUUGUUCAAAGGAGACAAGUGUAAGAGCCUGGUUGGAAAACCCAAGAUAUUUAUCAUUCAGGCAUGUCGGGGAAACCAGCAUGAUGUGCCAGUCAUUCCUUUGGAUGUAGUGGACCAUCCGGCAGACAGGCUGGAUGCCAAUGUCACCCAGGUGGAUGCGGCCUCCGUGUACACCCUGCCUGCUGGCGCAGACUUCCUCAUGUGCUACUCUGUUGCAGAAGGUUAUUAUUCUCAUCGGGAAACUGUGAAUGGCUCCUGGUACAUUCAAGAUUUGUGUGAGAUGCUGAGAAAAUUCGGCUCCUCCUUAGAAUUCACAGAACUCCUCACACUGGUGAACAGGAAAGUUUCUCAGCGCCGAGUGGACAUUUGCAAAGACCUAAGUGCAAUUGGAAAGAAGCAGGUCCCCUGCUUUGCCUCCAUGCUAACUAAAAAGCUGCAUUUCUUUCCAAAAUCUAAAUAAGGCUGUUUUGUUUUAUGUAUUUGUAGUCUAAAUAGAUUUCUCUUUUUAUAUAAGUAAGUGUCACUAGAUUGAAAUUUAUGGUACAGCAAUUUAAAACGCUUUAAGGUUUAAUGAGAGAACUUUUAAAAAAAAAUACUUCAGCCCUAGCCGCUUUGGCUCAGUGGAUAGAGCGUUGGCCUGCGGACUGAAAGGUCCCAGGUUCAAUUCCAGUCAAGGGCAUAUCCUGGGUUGCGGGCACAUUCGCAGUGGGAGGUGUGCAGGAGGCAGCUGAUCGAUGUUUCUCUCUCGUCGAUGUUUCUGGCUCUCUGUCCCUCUCCCUUCCUCUCUAUAAAAAAUCAAUAAAAUAUAUUUUUAAAAAAAUAGUUCAUAUUGGGCAUGGUAAAAGGGUUUGGUAGAUAAACUAAAUCUUCAGGGAAUUACUAUAAAUAAAAAUCAACAAACAUUUGUAAUACUCGAUUUUUUUUAUGUUGCAAGGUUACUCAAAAUAUCUGGCUGAUUUAACUUGUAUUUUGUGAAUUUUUUAAAUAAAAUUUUAUAAUG
Eptesicus fuscus (big brown bat) is the source of this 1459-nucleotide messenger RNA. RefSeq names its product caspase-6. Gene Ontology annotation, biological process: apoptotic process; proteolysis. The transcript is spliced from 7 exons. The coding region runs from base 17 to 919 and encodes 300 amino acids. Gene Ontology annotation, cellular component: cytoplasm. The record is from RefSeq and is a predicted model, not a curated record. NCBI's taxonomy places the organism in Eukaryota, Metazoa, Chordata, Mammalia, Chiroptera, Vespertilionidae.